Pecten maximus is the source of this 850-nucleotide messenger RNA. RefSeq lists its product as uncharacterized. The coding region runs from base 389 to 850 and encodes 153 amino acids. NCBI's taxonomy places the organism in Eukaryota, Metazoa, Mollusca, Bivalvia, Pectinida, Pectinidae. The record is from RefSeq and is a predicted model, not a curated record. The transcript has 3 exons.
ACACGGACCAAUCAUGAACAGAAGCAUGUCUAAGAAUAUAAAUAUAGGACCAUGUACACUAACUGAAUCACUCGUCUAUGUACAUAUUGUCAACAUACACUGAUGGCCGUCACUAUCAAAAUAAACGACGAAGCCAUUUUUCCACAAAAGUUGGUAUAGUAUUAAUUACAGAAAAGUAUUGUUGUGUCGCUGCAUUGAUGGUUGGGAUUCUUAUCAAAACAACGAAAAUAACUGUUUCUGCAAAGUGUAGGUACAGUGAUAUUAUUCUAAUCACACACGACACAUCAAAGUGCAUUACACGGACCAAUCAUGAACAGAAGCAUGUCUAAGAAUAUAAAUAUAGGACCAUGUACACUAACUGAAUCACUCGUGAGUAUUACCAUUCGAUAUGGAUGUACAUGUAUCUCACGAUUGUGUCCAGUGUACCCGUGUGGUGAGACCGCGACAGGAGGCGCUUCAGUGCGACAUCUGUCAUAGAUGGCAACACAGAACAUGCAAGUCUGGUAAUACUGUAAGUGACGACGAACUGCAGUUCGAGAUUUUGGAGAAGGGAACGAAGAACUUCCGCAACGCCCUCAUCAAUAACCAUGGCUAUUCCUACAACAAGAAGGUGAAGCAGGAUGCACUCAGCAACAUCUUCAUGUCGUCCGGAACCAUCGCCGAGAAAGCUCUGUUUUCCAUGGCAGACACCGAGCAACCGAUCCACAGCCGACCGAAAGCCACGAACCUGUCCAGAAUGGCCAACCGUGCACGUGAGCGCUGUCGCCCGAAAGAACCAAACCAAACCAAACUCCACAAUUUUGACAGUAUAUUUGACAGUCUACACGGUCAUCAACAAAAACUAAAUUGA